AUGAUGGGGCGCCGCCUCCACCUAUGCCGCGCUUCGUAUUCAUCCCUCCUCGCGGCAACGAAGGCCUUAAAACGGAUGCCGGCGUGCUUGCCUGCGCGCGUCGCUACGUCCGCCAAGUCUGCCCUAGUAUCUAUGCAAUUGUGGCCAAAGAGCUCGGCAUCGGUGGUGAGCAGAGUUGUCGCCGCCAAGGCGACCGGUGCCACUGCAGACCGCGCAACAACGGCGGUGAGGCACAAGCUGUGCUUCAGCGCUGUGGGACACUCGAUGGGCGGCCUCAUCCUGCGCGCCGCGCUGCCCGAGCUGAUACAGACUGUCGAGGAAAAAUACGAGGCAUUCAAGGAGGUGUGCGAGGUGCACUGGGACGUCUUCUGCACCUUGGCGACGCCUCACCUCGGCGUGGGGUAUAUGCAGUCUAAAAGGACAACAUUCCUGGGCCGGCACGUCGGGUGCCACCUGUGGAGGGCAAUGGCGGGCCUGCUCUGCAGGAGCAGCGUUGUGAGAGUGGACCUGGUCUCGGACGCCUGUCUGGCGGCCUGGUCUCGGUUUAAGCGGCGUGUGCUGGUGAACGUUGUCAACGAUGACGCCGUGCUGACCUACAGCAGCAGCUUCGUGGUGACCUUGCGCGUUUUGAGGCGUGUCGGCGCGCCGCUUCCUUCAACGGAUGAGGAGAUAGCAGAUGUGUGCUCUACAGCAAAAGGAGAAGAACCACCAUCUGCGCUCUGGCAGCUGUGUUCUUCAACUCGCCUGCCUUGGCGUCAAGUGUGCGUGGGUCGAGAAAGGAGCUGUGCGACAACGGUGCGAUUUCCACAAAUCUAUCUCCCGAGCUGUGGCCGCUCGACGUGCUCGUGGAGGAAAGCGUGCUGGCGGAGCGCAUCUUGA
Molecule: messenger RNA, 879 nt
Organism: Leishmania major strain Friedlin
Lineage: Eukaryota; Euglenozoa; Kinetoplastea; Trypanosomatida; Trypanosomatidae
Exons: 1
Coding region: 1-879 (292 amino acids)
Source: RefSeq, a predicted model, not a curated record